Messenger RNA from Camarhynchus parvulus, 4593 nucleotides. RefSeq names its product mutS homolog 4 (gene MSH4). The coding region runs from base 635 to 3628 and encodes 997 amino acids. Gene Ontology annotation, biological process: mismatch repair; reciprocal meiotic recombination. NCBI's taxonomy places the organism in Eukaryota, Metazoa, Chordata, Aves, Passeriformes, Thraupidae. Gene Ontology annotation, molecular function: ATP-dependent DNA damage sensor activity; ATP binding; mismatched DNA binding. Gene Ontology annotation, cellular component: nucleus. The record is from RefSeq and is a predicted model, not a curated record. The transcript has 20 exons.
UAGUAGCUAGAAAGUUGCUAUUUUUCCAUGUUCUGUAGACAAAAUGGAAUUGUCUUCAGAGUUUCUCGUCUCUUACAGACUGAGAUAGCCUGGGAAUUAAUAUGUGGGUGAUAUUGCACUGCAGUGUAGAACAUUUCACUUUAGAUUGAAAUCCUGUUAAUAUUAUUGGAGUUCUCUGAUGAAAAUUUGAUCAGUGUAAUUUGCUAAAUCAACUGUGAUUUCUAAAGAUCUUACACAAUUAUGGGUUAAAAAAGGUGUGAGUAUAUGGAGUGUUUCAUAAUGCAGGUGUAUUUAGUGCCAGAGACAAAAUUGUGCCGAGUCAAAAUGUGAAUUGAAACAUUUUAGUCGUGUGUGUUACAUGAUGGUAAUAUACAAAGCAGUGUUAGUGUUCUGAAACAUUCCUACAAGCAGGUGUUUAAGACAACUACAGAGGUAAACUAGCUUUGUGGUUAUUUUGGGGAUCUUUUUGAACCCAAACUCCUGAGCAGGAAGAAAACAUUGCUGAAGCUCAUGCUAAAGAAGUCUGAAUGGUGAAGAAUUAAUGCCGGGUAAAAUACGUUGAAACGCAGUACUCUUGCUUUAAAGAACAGAGCAAGCACUUUUCUUGCGUGGCUGUGGUCCUUGCAUAUUUAUAAUGAAACCCGUUGCGGGGCCAGCAGCUCUGUGCACUGCUGUAUCGUUUACAGCUGCAGUAAAGCUCGACAGCUUUUACCAGAAGAGCCCGUCUCUGGGUGCAGCAGGUCGGGCCCGGGUGCUGCCGUUGCCGGCGGUGGGCGCGGAGCCGCGCGGGCCGGGGGCGGUGCUGAGGGCUCGCACCAUGGCGGGCGCGGGCGGGCGGGCCGCCGCCUCGGCCGCCUCGGGGUCUUACACGGGCCGCGGCUCUUCCACGCCGGCUGUGGGCGGGCGGACGGAGCACACACCCCGCUACACCCUGGGGCUUCUGCAGACGCCACAUAGCUCGGAGAGCACUGGAGGCGCCUGUAGCGGCGGGGUACGGCCGGGCAGCUCCAGCGGGGAAGGCCUCGCAGCCCGCCGGGCUGCCGGGAACAGCGCCGUGAAGCCGUCGGUGUCCGAAAGGGGAGAAUCAUAUUUUGGGGACAAGAGUUCUUGUGUAGAAAAUGCUAACACAUUGAAUCUCACGAGUUCUUCUUCUGUGCAAGGCCUGAAUAGCACAUGUAUAGGAAAAACACCUCUCUCUUCUGGUAGAUCUGGUUGCAGAAGCCAUACCCCACUUAUGGGAUAUUCGGUUACAUCCUCAUCUGCAGUUUCUGCUCAUACUGUUGCAUCAGUUAUUGUAGCUGUAGUAGAAGGAAGAGGCCUUGCCAGAGGUGAAGUAGGAAUGGCCAGUAUAGAUUUAAAAAAUCCUGAGAUGAUAUUAUCACAAUUUGCAGACAAUACAACUUACGCCAAGGUUAUUACUAAACUCAAGAUUUUAACACCACUAGAAAUAAUAAUGUCAAACACUGCCUGUGAUGCAGGGAAUACAACAAAAUUGUUCAGUCUGAUAACGGAGCAUUUCAAGAAUGUGACUUUUACAACUGUCCAGAGAAAAUACUUCAAUGAAACAAAGGGUUUGGAGUACAUAGAACAAUUGUGUGCAUCUGAAUUUAGCACCAUUUUCAUGGAAGUCCAAUCAAAGUAUUACUGUCUUGCAGCUGCAGCAGCUUUGCUAAAAUACGUUGAAUUUAUCCAAAACGCUGUUUAUGCUCCUAAAUCACUAAAGGUUCGUUUCCAGGGGAGUGAGAAAACAGCUAUGAUAGAUUCAUCAUCAGCACAAAAUCUUGAACUAGUGAUUAAUAACAGAGAUUCUCGAAAUGGUCACACACUUCUUGGUGUUCUAAAUUACACUAAAACUCCUGGUGGAAGUCGAAGACUUAGAUCCAAUAUCCUGGAACCUCUAGUUGAUGCUGAAACAAUUAACACAAGACUGGAUUGUGUUCAGGAAUUACUCCAGGAUGAGGAGCUCUUUUUUGGUCUUCAAGGAGUUAUCUCAAAAUUCCUGGAUACAGAACAACUACUUUCAGUUUUGGUACAGAUUCCAAAGCAGGAUACAGUUAAAACUGCUGAAUCAAAAAUAACUAAUUUAAUCUACCUGAAGCAUACCUUAGAACUUGUGGAGCCUCUGAAAGCUGCUUUAAGAAGCUGUAACACACAGCUGCUAAAGGCUUAUUACAAUUCUCUUGAAGAUACAAGAUUUGGAAUUAUACUUGAAAAGAUUACAAGUGUAAUUAAUGAUGAUACAAGAUACACAAAAGGAUGUCUGAGUAUGAGGACCCAGAAGUGCUACGCUGUUAAGCCUAACAUCAAUGAAUUCCUUGACAUAGCUCGUAGAACAUACACAGAAAUUGUUGAUGACAUAGCAGGUAUGAUAACGCAACUUGCUGAAAAGUACAGCCUGCCCAUGAAAACAAGUUUCAGCUCUGCUCGUGGAUUUUUUAUCCAAAUGAAUGCUGAUUGUUCAACAUUACCUAAUGGCCAGCUUCCUUCAGAAUUUACAAAGAUCACGAAAAUGAAAAACACAUACAGCUUCACUUCAGCAGAUUUAAUAAAAAUGAAUGAAAGAUGUCAGGAGUCCCUGAGAGAAAUAUAUCACAUGACCUACUUAAUAGUGUGUAAACUACUGAAUGAGAUCUAUGAACACAUUCAUUGCUUAUACAAGCUGUCCGACAUUGUGUCUAUGCUGGAUAUGCUGCUUUCAUUUGCCCACGCCUGCACUCUUUCCGAUUAUGUUCGUCCAGAAUUUACCGAUACUUUAGCAAUCAAGCAAGGAUGGCAUCCCAUUCUUGAAAAGAUAGCUGUGGAAAAACCUGUGCCUAACAACACGUACCUGACAGAGGGCAACAAUUUUGUCAUUAUUACAGGACCAAAUAUGAGUGGAAAAUCAACAUACCUGAAACAGAUUGCUCUCUGUCAAAUUAUGGCACAGAUUGGUUCUUAUGUCCCAGCAGAGUAUUGUUCUUUUCGAAUCGCAGAACAGAUUUUUACCAGAAUAGGUAUGGAUGAUGAUAUUGAAACAAAUGCAUCAACAUUCAUGAAGGAAAUGAAAGAGAUAACGUACAUCAUACAAAAUGCUAAUGAUAAGUCACUCAUAAUUAUUGAUGAACUUGGCAGAGGUACCAGUGCUGAAGAAGGUAUUGGAAUUUGUUAUGCUGCCUGUGAAUAUCUGUUGAACUUAAAGGCAUUUACACUGUUUGCUACACAUUUCCUGGAACUAUGUCAUAUAGACGCUUUAUAUCCCAAUGUGGAAAACUACCAUUUUGAAGUGCAACAUGUGAGAAGCAGUGCUGGAAAUAAGGAGAAAAUUGCUUACACUUACACACUUUCUAAAGGAUACACAGAGGAAAAGAACUACGGACUAAAAGCAGCAGAAGUGUCUUCCCUACCAUCAUCCAUAAUUUUGGAUGCAAAGGAAAUCACAAGUCACAUUGCAAAACAAAUUUCGCACAGACAGAAGAGCACUCCUAAGAUGAUGAAACAGAGAGCUGCAUACCAGUUAGCAAUGAGAUUGGUUCAGACUGCCAGAAAUUCUCGACUGGACCCUGACAGUUUGCGUGUAUAUUUGAAAGCCCUGAAGAAAAAGUAUGAAGCCAGUUGUCCCACACCCAGAGAAAAUGAUGAGCAACAGUAACAUGUAACAUAGGCUGUUCUAAUUUUUAUGACUGCAAGAUGAUUCUGGUUUUUCCCACAGUAUUAGUACAGUCUUUUUACGUAGUGUUAUAUUUUUAAUUAUUAGUCUAAAUUACAUUCAAGUAAUGGAAGACCAUAUCCUCUAUGGGUUUUCCCCACCCUGACAUACCUGGAAUAAAAGCAUUUGCCCUCUCUGAGGAACACAAUUCUUUUUGACAACAAAUACAAAUAAUUUUAGAGCGGCACUGGGAGGGAAGGACUGGGGCAACUCUAAGGAACUCAGAAUUUCAGGCGUGAUACAAAAGAAAGCUCAGAUUGCAAAAAGGGAAACGUGUGCCCAAAUUGCUUCAAACCAGUUUUGCUGUCUGUUCUUGUUCAGUUGUGUCUUCUGAAAAUGAGACCAUUUUAUUCACUUUGCUGUGCUAAACGCUUCUCACAAUGCCAGGAAACAUGAUACUAAAACUUGAAGGAAUUUGGAUGUGUAAAAACAAGCUGUUCUCUCCAAGGUGUUUGGUGUUAGUUGGCGGUAAAGGAUCCGGUUUUUUCUCAUACUCCUCUUGCUCAGUCUCCAAGUCGCUGCAGGAUUUCCAAAGACCCUGCAAUGGAGAAGCCUCUCAGCAUGUUCAUUCUGAUCACACAGAGAUACUGGGAGGGGAAGAGAAUGGAUAAAGGUGAAAUUUCCCUGAGAAAAGGCUCAGAGAUCAGGGUGUUCACUGGUGGCAUGGGCUGGGAUUAGGGCUGAGCAGCACCAAAACUGGAGCACAUCAACCAUUCAGCUUUCCCCUCAUGUUUUAUCAGAGGGUUUAUGGUCCUGCCAAGAGACAGAUGUUAAUUAAAGGGUCCCAGCUGAGCCAUGACAGUAAUCUCUUCUGUUCAAGCUGGUGUUUUUUUGACACCUUCAUUAGCCACACUCUCCAAUACUUAGCCCUGGGGUUUGUUCCUGUUUUUCUUUCAGCCUUAUAUCCA